AUUCCCCUCUCUCUCUCUCACACACACACACAAACACAGAGCUGCGUGUUGUUCAGUAUUGUCAGUAGUGUUAGUGUGUAGAGCUGCUCAGGGAAACUCUGUAAACUUGGUCACUUUGCUCUGAUAAUUAGCUACAAACAGACUCGUACAGCUGUCAGGUUAGCUGAGUUAACUUAGUUAGCAUUUACGGUUUGAGCUUUAACGGCCAUAGCAACUGAGUUCCCUGUAGAUUCCCCUGUGAAUAAACGUUUCUCAGAAGCGGUGUAAGCAUGAUGCAGUUGGAAGCCCCACUGCGGCUCUGUCACAACUGUCUGUGGUACUAUAAGUUUUCACAGCGCCUCAUGUCACUUUCUGCUCCACACAGGUCAUUCGCAAGUUACUAUGACAUUCUUGGGGUUAAGCCUGACGCAUCACUGGAACAAAUAAAGAAUGCAUUUUUCGACAAGUCCAAAAAGCUUCACCCUGACAGUGACCCAUCUAACCCAAGCCUCCACAGUCAGUUUGUUAAGCUCAAUGAAGCUUACAGAGUGUUAAGCAAAGAGCGCACCAGGAAGGAGUAUGAUCUCCGGCUGAGAUAUCACGGUGUCGACCAGAGUUUUAGACCCUCUUCGAGAUACGCACACCACCCCGGUUCUGCUGAGACGAACGAGAAUGCACGCUACUGGGAGCAGUUCCACACUGUUCACGAGCACUCCGGGGAAGGCUGGCAGAAGAAGAGGAAGAAGAAUUUCCGUCUUGUGGGCUGCUGCGUCGUUGCCAUGCUUCUGAGCGUCUGUGCUCAUUACUUUGGGUUCAGAAAGCUGGAAGAAGUACAUAAUGACUUCAUGGAUAAAAAAGAUCGUGUUAUUAAUAAACUCUACAAUGAGUCCAAAGAGAGAGCCAGGGUAAAUGGAUUUAAGAAGCAACAGGAGAUCCUGAGACAGAAACAUGCAGAAUUUAUGGAGAGAUACAAGAUCCAUCAGAGUGGCAAAGAGAAGUAGCAAUAUCGGACAGAAGUCAUGAGACAUGAUGAACUCCUUUACCGGACCUGAUGCACAUGGAGGUAGCAAAUGCAUAGAUGUAACAGAUGGACUGAAGCUGCCUUUAGGUUGAGAAUAUAUUUAUAUUAAAAUAAUAAUAAUAAUGAUAAUAAUAAUAUCCAUUGUCCGAUAUUUGUGGCAUUUCCAGGAUACGCCAAAAAACCUGAUUUAUAAUUCAUUACAAAACAUGCAGAUGGCUUGAUGACGUAGUUGUUAAUGAAAGGUGUUUCAUAUAGUAUAUACUGUAGUCCUGUUACAUAUGAAUUACGUCCUACAUGAAGCAUCAGACACCUGUGUAUCCACAGCAUGCCUGGAUUUCCUGGGCAGAUUUUUAACACCUGGAUAUGGUUCUAUUGGAGGAAAAAAAGACGAAGCACUGUACACAACUCACUGUGUAUGUUUGUGUGUUGCGUUUUUCUACCUAAGCCAGAUUAAAGGAAUAACACAAAAGUAACCAGUAUUUUUACCUUGGGUAAUUAUUCAGUAUUUUUGUAUCAAGCAGCCCAUCAUUUUUAAAUCAGUCUUUAUUAAAGAGGAAUUCAUACAGAUGUUCUGGGUUUGGUGCAGAACUGAAAAUAUUUUUAAAUGGUGUCAUUCCUAAAUUGCUUUUCCCGUUACCUGGAUUUUUCCUAUCAUGGAUCGAAAGAAACGACACUUUGACUUCUUAACAGAAAUACCAAAGAAACAGACAGUAACUUUUCUGGAAGCUGGAUUGAUGGAUUAAAACUCAAGAGAUAAAAAUAUAUAUAUUGUUAAAUAUUUAGCGUUUCAUUGGGAAGCAUUUUCUGAUUGGUAAACUUCCCAUUUGUUUUGCUCUCUUUAUGUGCAUGACAUCUCCUGUCAAAGUAUAUCUAUAUAUAACAUGUUCUCUAUUAUGCUGUCUUCUGCAGCUGUAUAAAAUAACAAUAUGACUGUCAUCUCCAGGUGUUUCAUAAUAUUGUAGGGAAUUCUGAAAUCAGUAGAUCCCUGUCUGAGGUUUGACUGUUGCUGUAAGUGGGGUAAUGUUUCUCUUAAAUAUUUUUUUGCGGUUAUAAACAAUUAAACAAUAUACUGAUCAUUAAAUGAUGUAA
Clarias gariepinus (North African catfish) is the source of this 2089-nucleotide messenger RNA. It is a transcript of the gene dnajc4, whose product is annotated as DnaJ (Hsp40) homolog, subfamily C, member 4. The record is from RefSeq and is a predicted model, not a curated record. The transcript is spliced from 7 exons. The coding region runs from base 270 to 980 and encodes 236 amino acids. Lineage: Eukaryota; Metazoa; Chordata; Actinopteri; Siluriformes; Clariidae.